Messenger RNA from Drosophila grimshawi, 3228 nucleotides. It is a transcript of the gene vap, whose product is annotated as ras GTPase-activating protein 1. The record is from RefSeq and is a predicted model, not a curated record. Gene Ontology annotation, biological process: regulation of GTPase activity. Bases 219 to 3164 code for a protein of 981 amino acids. Gene Ontology annotation, molecular function: protein binding. The transcript is spliced from 9 exons. NCBI's taxonomy places the organism in Eukaryota, Metazoa, Arthropoda, Insecta, Diptera, Drosophilidae.
AAACGCGUAUUGUACGGGCACGGUGCGGGCACACAUAGCACACAUAGUCAAAGCGAUCCGAGUAUUUCCGAAUUGGCUGUGCUCCCAAACAACAAAUCAGUGAAAUAGUUAACCAAAUAAAAUAUAAACAAGUUGUAUUGGAAAUGUCCUGAUUGUGUUGCCCUUUCUUUUUGUUCGAGUGCGUAUCGUGUGUCUCUGUGUGUGUCGUCGUCUCGUGUAUGGUGCUAAAAUUUACACUUACCCACCUACACAUAUAUAUACACACACACACAAACACACACGCGCGCACAUACAGACGUAUACAUUAUCUAAUGCGUUUGGGUAAUGUGGACGUUGUCAUACAGAAAGAUAAACUUGGCUCGCCAACGGGCGGCUCCGAUGACGGCAACCUAGCAGCAUUGGGCGGCAUAACGGGUCUCGGCGCCAUGAUGGCCGCUGGUGGCAUUGACUUGGCCGAUCUGGCACAGGAACUGGAUCAGGAUGAAUUCGAUGGGCCUCAUAUGCUAAAUGGUGAGCGCCCAGCGAUAAUUGCACCACCGGAGAGCGAAUGGUAUCAUGGACGACUGGAUCGCUAUUCGGCGGAGGCGCGGCUUCGUGGCAGCGGCAAAUUGGGCAGUUAUCUGGUGCGCGAAAGUGAUCGAAAACCGGGCUCCUAUGUGCUCAGCUAUUAUGGACGCACUGGCAUUAAUCAUUUCCGCAUUACGGCCGUCUGUGGUGACUUUUACAUUGGCGGACGUCAGUUCAUUUCCCUCAGCGAUCUCGUUGGCUACUACACCUCGUGCAGCGAUCUGUUAAAGCGUGAGCGUCUCGUCAUUCCCGUCGCCCCGCCGGAGCCGGUCAAUGAUAAGAAGCGUGUUGUGGCCAUUUUACCGUAUACAAAAAUGCCGGAAACGGAUGAGCUCAGCUUCCAGAAGGGUGACAUCUUCUUCGUGCACAAUGACAUGGGCGAUGGUUGGCUGUGGGUGACAGCACAUCGUACCGGCGAACAGGGCAUGAUAUUUCGUGAAUUGGUCGAUGAUCUCGAUGUGUCCAUUGAUCCCAAUACAGUGUUCCCCUGGUUUCAUCCCAAUUGCACCAAAAACGAGGCUGUCGACAUGCUCGUCAAGGCUGGACCUGGCAGCUUUCUGGUGCGACCCAGCGACAAUUCUCCCGGAGAUUAUUCGCUCUUCUUUCACAUCAACAAUCAGAUCCAGCGAUUUCGCAUUGAGAAGAAGGGUGUUCGCUAUUUGAUGGGCGGCCGGACAUUUGAAUGCUUGGAUGCAGUCAUCAAUCGGUAUCGCAAGGAGCAAAUUGUCGAGGGGCAUUCGCUUAACCAUCCGGUGGUGAAUGGCACCCAGCCGGAAUUCAAUCAGCAGUACGUUGUGGAGAAGGCGGCCGAGAAGAUUUAUGCCACAUUACGUGAGUGUCGCGAUCAGAUUGGCCUCAAGAAAAUCAAGGGCAUCAAACAUCAUGGCCAUCUCAACAAGAAGUCGGACAAAACGACCAAAUGGAAGCAACUAUAUUUUGCGCUUAUCAAUGACGGCACCGAGACCCAAUUGUGCUUCUAUGACAAUCCCAAAAAGACUAAGCCCAAAGGCCUUAUCGAUCUGUCUUGCGCGUAUCUCUAUCAGUGCCACGAUUCGCUCUGGGAGCGACCCUAUUGCUUUCAGAUAGUUGAGCGUGCGCUGCCCUGUCUGGCAACCGUCACGUAUUUAUGCGCGCCCAGCCAGGAGAGCUACGUUGAGUGGAUCAAUGCGCUGAAGGCCCAAUGCGACUCACAGCUGAGUCGCGCACAAAAGAAGGUGUCCCGUCUGCGUGAGCUGCGCUGCCUCAAUUUGCAUGUGCUGGAGGCGCAUCGAUUGCCACUCAAACUGGUGCCACAUCCCUAUUGCAGUAUUUCGCUAAACCAGGUCAAGGUUGGCAAGACGCGCGUCAAGAUUGCACCCGAGCCCGUCUGGGAGGAGGAGUUUGUGCUCGACGAUGUGCCCCCGGAUGUGGUGUCGUUGACCAUUACGGUUGUGUCGCGUGGCAAGCGUGGCAAGGACUCGGAAGUGGCCGAACUGACCAUCGAUUUGGCGAGCCUGAAAAAUGGCCAGGAGACGGAGGACUGGUACAAUCUAACUGGCAUGACACCGAUGGGCGAAUGGGGCUCCCUGCGACUGCGCAUGCGAUAUCUGGACGAUCUGAUAAUGCCAUGCGAGGAGUACAGUCCGCUCCAGCAGCUGCUGCUCGAACCGGAACUGUAUGCGGUCAAGGCGCUUGCGGAGCUCUGCCAUAAUGAUCGGGUCCCGCUGGCGACGGCGCUGUUGCGCGUCUUUCGCCAUGAGAAACGUGAAACGGAAUUGAUACGCAUCCUGUGCCAGGCGGAGGUGGCGCGCGAAAACGAGACAACGACACUAUUCCGUGGCGCCUCGCUGGCAACGACACUUAUGGAUUUGUAUAUGCGGACCGAGUGCAGCGGCUUCCUGCAGUCGGCCGUCAGUGAGACGGUGCAGCGCAUAUUGGAGAGCAAACAAUCGGCGGAGCUGAAUCCAACCAAAAUGGAUGUCAACGAUGAUGCGUGCACAAAUGCUGAAUUCCUGCUGCAGAUACUCGAUCUGGUCACCCAAUCCAUAUUCACAUCGCCGGAUGCCUGUCCGCGCAAUGUGCGCUACAUUUGCAACUGCCUGCAGAAGGCGGUCGUUGCCAAAUGGCAAACGGAGCGUUUGGUGCGUACGCGUGUCGUCUCCGGUUUUAUAUUCCUGCGUCUGCUAUGCCCGGCCCUGCUCAAUCCGCGGCAAUUUGGGCUAGUCAGUGAGACACCGCCAACGGCGGCCACUCGCUCUCUCAUCAUGGUGGCCAAGUGCCUCCAGAAUCUGGCGAAUCUCAUCGAAUUCGGCGGCAAGGAACAAUAUAUGGAGGUGGUCAAUCCGUUUAUACUUAAGAACAAGGAACGCAUGAUUGUAUUUUUGGAUCAGCUAUCGCUGGUCACCGAUCCCAAUCCGCCGCUGGGCAUGUUUGUUGAGCAGAAUCCCAAUCACAACGCACAGGACACGGGUCGCGAAUUGGCCACAUUGCAUCACAUCUGCGUAUCCUAUUUGCCAGACUUGCAGGAACUAUCGAAUAUAAUAUCGAUUAAGAAGCUCGUCACCGUCACCGAUAUGCUGACCAAGCACAAAUUGAAAUACCGCGAAAUGAUCAGCUAAGAAGAAGAUGCGAUACCAGCAACAAAAGUCAAGUUUAUAAUAGUAUAUACAUUUUUAUAUAGAU